Messenger RNA from Clupea harengus (Atlantic herring), 1143 nucleotides. RefSeq names its product forkhead box I3a (gene foxi3a). The record is from RefSeq and is a predicted model, not a curated record. Gene Ontology annotation, molecular function: DNA-binding transcription factor activity, RNA polymerase II-specific; RNA polymerase II cis-regulatory region sequence-specific DNA binding. Gene Ontology annotation, biological process: regulation of transcription by RNA polymerase II; cell differentiation; anatomical structure morphogenesis. NCBI's taxonomy places the organism in Eukaryota, Metazoa, Chordata, Actinopteri, Clupeiformes, Clupeidae.
AUGACUUCGUAUGUGCCACAGGGUCUGUCACCUACUCAGGUAGGGGCCCAGUUUCAGACGAUGGGAACUCAGGAGCCCCAGGAGUUCAGCCUUUACGGUGACAGUUUCUACAGUCCGCCACCUCUGCCAAGCCCGCAGCAGACCUUACCACCUACCUAUGACCUGGGAGACUACGCCGGCGCAACUGCUAACCCGUACCUGUGGUUCAACAGCUCGGGGAUGAAUGGUAUGCCUUACUUAGGAGGAGCCCCAAGGACACCAAAUGAUCCAUUUGCGUCCCAACACUACGGCAUGCCGAGGCCAUAUCUGGGCCCAGGUGCCAGUGGAGGGGACCUGAGCUGGUUUUCUCUGCCAUCUCAGGAGGACCUAAUGAAGCUGGUUAGGCCACCAUACUCCUACUCUGCCCUUAUUGCCAUGGCCAUUCAUGGCGCCCCAAACCGUCGCCUGACUCUCAGCCAAAUAUAUCAGUAUGUGGCUGACAACUUUCCAUUUUAUAAUAAAAGCAAGGCUGGCUGGCAGAACUCAAUACGACACAAUCUUUCACUCAACGAUUGCUUCAAGAAGAUGCCCCGUGAUGAUGAUGACCCAGGCAAGGGGAACUAUUGGACCUUGGAUCCAAAUUGUGAAAAGAUGUUUGACAAUGGCAACUUCAGGAGAAAGAGGAAGAGGAAGUCUGACUCCCUGAUGAGUGAAGGGGAGAAUGGCAGCUCUGCUGGCCCGACCUCUGCAGAGUCCAGCCCCAAAGGCCACUUGGCCGAGGCCCACAGCCCCUCAGACCGGGGCUCCACUCCAGACUCUGUGGGCCCCUCCCCCUGCCUGAAGAGCUUCCUGACCCAGAUGACGGAGGCGUCAUCGAGUGCAGGUACGUUAGGUGUGGACACGGUGCUCCGCCCCUUGCCCUUGGGUUUGCCGCUCGAAGGCUCUCAAAGGGCCUCUCCGGCCGAGGGCUUCAGCUCGUACUCCCCCAACGCAACAGUCCCACAGUGGGAGGCCCAGAUCCCUCCGCCAACCGCCCUCUCUUCCUCCCCGUCACACUUCUCAGGAGUCUACACCGACUCCCUUCUCAGCCACUUCGCCGGCAGCGCCUAUCAAGGCAUGGAGACGAGCGGACUGGUGUACCCACGGGAAGGGACAGAGGUCUGA